AUGAGAGUCCUACAGAUGGGAGCAGCUCCAAUGUCGUCAGAUGUGCUGGUGCCAUCUGUUGCUGAUCUCGCUAAUCAAGUCGCAGAUGUGCUUGAUUUCUUCGGAUUAGUGGUUGACCUCCAGGCGGCGACGGAUCUGAUGUUGUGGCACAAGGUGGCCUCCGUCUCCGGGGUUGCCACUUUGGGGCUCGGUACCUACGGCGCUCACAUGUUCCGCCCCAAGAACCCCGCGUACAAAGAGGUUUGGCUGGUUUGCCACACGGCAUCCCUGUACCAUCUCGUCCACACCGCGGCGCUGCUAGGGGCGCCCAUCACCAAGCGCCCCAACGUUUUCGGAGGGCUCCUCACCGCUGGAAUCGUGCUCUUCUCUGGAACGUGCUACACCGUGGCUUAUCUUGAAGACAUGAAGUUUUCUUCACCGGCACCAUUGGGGGGCUUUGCGUUUAUUGCUGCUUGGGCUAGCCUCCUCUUCUAA
Molecule: messenger RNA, 474 nt
Organism: Zea mays
Lineage: Eukaryota; Viridiplantae; Streptophyta; Magnoliopsida; Poales; Poaceae
Product: transmembrane protein 256 homolog
Exons: 7
Coding region: 1-474 (157 amino acids)
Cellular component (GO): membrane
Source: RefSeq, a predicted model, not a curated record